UGCAGCCCUGUUAAAAAAAGCCUUCUGAGUGGACAGUCAGUGUGAGGAGAGACUCGGCGUGAACCUUGUGAAGCCGUUCUCUUCGGUACAUCAGCUGCUGUACCACAAUGUCCAAACCGAAGUUUCAGACGGAGUGGGAGGAAAUUGACGAGGAAUAUCAACAAUUACAGGAAACUCACAAAAUAUACAGACAAAAACUUGAGGAGCUCACCAGUCUUCAGGCAACAUGCAGCAGCGCCAUCAGUAAACAGAGAAAAUGCCUAAAAGACCUGAGGCACAGCUUGACCAAGUGUGCGCAAAAAUGUGAUGAGAAAGAAUUGGAACUGAUAAUGGACAUCAAAACACAAAUCAAAGAUAAAGAAAAUGUGUUCUUUGAUAUGGAAGCAUAUUUGCCAAAGAAAAAUGGGCUGUACCUGAAUUUGGUCCUGGGGAACGUGAACGUAACGCUUCUCAGCAACCAGGCAAAAUUUGCCUACAAAGACGAGUAUGAGAAGUUCAAGCUUUAUAUGACAAUAAUCCUGAUGUUUGGAGCAAUAACCUGCCUCUUCUUUCUCAACUGUCGAGUCACUGAUGAAAUCUUCAACUUUUUGUUGGUGUGGUACUACUGCACAUUGACCAUAAGGGAAAGCAUCCUCAUGAGCAAUGGCUCCAGGAUCAAAGGUUGGUGGGUGUCUCACCAUUAUGUAUCCACCUUUCUGUCAGGUGUGAUGCUUACCUGGCCAGAGGGGCCCAUGUAUCAGAUGUUCAGAAGCCAGUUCCUUGCUUUCUCCAUAUAUCAAAGCUUUGUCCAGUUCCUCCAGUAUUACUACCAGAGCGGCUGCUUGUACAGGCUGCGAGCUUUAGGAGAGAGAAAUCAGCUGGACCUCACAGUGGAGGGAUUUCAGUCCUGGAUGUGGAGAGGCCUCACUUUUCUUUUGCCAUUCCUCUUUUUUGGCCAUUUUUGGCAGCUGUACAACUCAGUGACUCUGUUUCGCUUGGGAGGACGUGAGGACUGUAAGGAGUGGCAGGUAUUUAUGCUGGCACUGACAUUUCUCGUCCUAUUCCUGGGAAAUUUCCUCACUACGUUAAAAGUUGUCCACCAAAAAUUUCAGAAAAACCAGGAAAAGGUGCAAAAAAAUGACUGAGACAAAAACUCACUGAAGACACCUCAGAUUCUUACAAGCGGCCAGUAAUUUUGAAGCAACACGCACAAUCGCUUGAUAGACUGACCACGGUACGAUCAUGCCGGGAGAAGACAAAGCUGAAAACCUCUGUUUCUCUCAGGCUUUGAUGACAGCAGUAGCGUCCAGCCAAAGUGUCUGGCCAACAGGCUUUUGCUUUCUAGUGACUCAUCGUCGGUGUCGCUGCACAAGUUGGUCACGCCACAAAGUGGCGUUCACCUGAUACAGUUUGGCGCUUUACCCUGUACAUAAAAAGCGAGUGGACAGAAUGUGUUUUAUUUGGGUGUUUGUGUCAGUGCAUGAAUCUUGUCAGAGAGCCUUUUGUUCAAAUCAUAUGCAACUAAAAGAGGGCGGGUAGCAUCGAUUUAACAGUACAGAAUACAGUUUGCCUUUUGAAGACCUAAAGUCUGUCAUGUACAUACUUCAAACUUCUGUGAAGUAGUAAUUGUCAAACUGUCUCCAGCUUGAAGAAAAUUGUUCAACUUGGCACUGCGUUUCAUUUCUUGAAUUAUCUAACUUUUUUUUAUGUGUAGUUCUCAACCUUCUGUUGUGCUAUUUCACUACUAACCAGUAUUUUUUUUUUUUUUUUUUUUUUUUUUUUUUUACUAGAUUUUUGUUUUUGGAGAUGAUAAAUGUAGGUCUACAACUUCAGAAAACAUAAACCUGACACUUGACUGCCCAAAAUGACUUCAAAUUCAGAAACAAAUCUCCUUCUGGUGUAUUUUGUCCGUCAAGUCAGUUUCAGCUGUUUUUGCUGUUUUCCUCGAUACAAGGGAACUCAACACUGUUUCUCCCUUCAGACAGCAGUUACAAAAGCCAUAAUUUUUUUUUUUUUGUAUGAUCGAACGCUGAUAAACUCAGUUAUCUGGCAAAGUCACAUGAACGCAGACAUAAAAACUUGUACUGUAUUUACUAAAAUACGGUUGUUCCCAGUGAGGAUUAAAGGAGGUUUUCAUGUGAACUCGGCGGUUACGCUUUUAUGUUCUCAUUAACAUAAUGCUAACAAAUUGUAAUACAUAAUGUAAAUCUUGCUUCGAGCUUAUUAAACAUUAUAUCACAAAGCCCUGAUAUGAGAAGUUCAAAGUUAGUUUAACACUUGAAGAAAAACAACAUACUAUUAAUUCCCAUCUUAUGUGAUGUUGCAGAAAUGUAUUUUGAUCAAAUGCUGCUAUUGGAGCUAGUACUGUAGGACUAGAUACAGAACGAUGAUUAAAACGUGCUGGAUUAUGGGGGUUUUUUUUCUAAUAAUUAAAAAAAAAAAAUCUUUAAAAUCUAAUUCCAAUCAACAUACUAAAUAAAAUAUUUGUAUGAAUUUACUUAUGGCCAAAUCUGGAGCUUUUGCUCUUCACUGUAGUGUAGUCUGGUUCGUGUUUCAUGCUUGUUUGAAAGUAUAACAAAAGGGGUGUUUUGGGGGUUUGGGGUUUUUUUUCAAGCAAAAGUUCAGAUGGGUUCAGAUGAACAGGUGUAGUUGUAGUGUCAGGUCUCUAAUGCCUUAUUCUCCCUUCAGCCUGUCGCAGCAACAAAAAUGUAUUUUGAAACAUCAAAAGAUAGUAGCGUUACAUUUCUGUCAUUUCCCACAAAGCAACCGUGCUGAAGAGAAUCCUAAUAUUUAUGUAUUACUUUUAUUGAGGGAAAAUUGAAGCAUGUUUGAGUUACAGACCAAAAUGUUACAUAUGAUGCGAGAGCUGCCAGAAUGCACAAAACAACUUGAUUUCCUCAUUUUUAUGAUGUAGCUGAUGUUAAACAAUGUUUUCAUGGUUCAUUUCAAGACUGUAACUGGUGCCUGAGUAUGAUCAGUAACGAGACAAUUUCUCAAUCUGUGUACAUUGUUGUUAAAAAAAAUAUAUUAAUAAUUAAACACCUAAUUUAAAAAAAAA
Molecule: messenger RNA, 3037 nt
Organism: Siniperca chuatsi (mandarin fish)
Lineage: Eukaryota; Metazoa; Chordata; Actinopteri; Centrarchiformes; Sinipercidae
Gene: tmem120b
Product: transmembrane protein 120B
Exons: 12
Coding region: 108-1124 (338 amino acids)
Biological process (GO): fat cell differentiation
Cellular component (GO): membrane
Source: RefSeq, a predicted model, not a curated record